AGUCAAUUGAGGCUUUUGAUAAACACGACUCGAAACACGAUCCCCGCAGAUCUUGCAACUUAGUACAGCUAAAUAUGAACAAGGACCUGCUCGAUGGCCGACUGCUGUUCGCGAUUCCAAAAAAAGGACGGUUGCACGAGAAAUGUCUCGAGUUACUCUCCGGCGCCGACAUCCAAUUCCGGAGAGCCAACAGGCUUGACGUCUGCCUAGUGAUGAAUCACCCCAUAGCUCUCGUGUUCCUUCCAGCAUCAGACAUACCAUCAUUCGUCGGGAAUGGAGAUGUUGACCUUGGCAUAACGGGCCACGAUGUUAUCCUUGAAGCUAAGAUGCAAGAUCGGGUCACGGAGAUUCAUCGGCUGGGGUUCGGAAAGUGCGCUUUGCAAGUGCAAACACUAGAGAAUGGGCCGUUCAAUUCAGUCGAAGAUCUUGCCGGAAAACGUGUGGUUACAAGUUUUGAUGUCAUUGCAGGGGCGUAUUUUGCCAAGAUCGAUGAGCGAUUGAACCUCACUGGGGAUAACAAAACCAAGAUCCAGUAUGUGGGAGGGAGUGUAGAAGCAGCUUGUGCUCUUGGACUCGCGGAUGGUAUAGUUGAUCUUGUCGAGUCUGGAGAUACGAUGCGAGCAGCCGGUCUGCAUGCCAUCGCGACAAUACUCCAAACGGAGGCAGUACUCAUAAAAUCAAACGUUCCCCAUCGCGCCCAUCAUGCACCUUUGAUCGAUCUCAUCGCGAGCCGAAUAGCCGGAGUCGUGGCUGCUGGAAAAUAUGUUGUUUGUGAAUAUAAUAUUCGUAGGCAAUCGGUAUCUCAGGCAACAGCUAUUACACCUGGAAGAAGAGCACCCACCAUCAGUCCUCUCGAAGAGGAAGGUUGGGUCGCGAUUAGUAGUAUGGUUGAGAAGAAGACCAUUGCGAAUACCAUGGACCAACUGGUGAAAAUUGGCGCAGAGGAUAUAAUGGUCUUUAAUCUGGAUAAUUGCAGGGUAUGAGAGCGUCAGUAUCGGUAUAGAUUCGUUGCUUUAGAGCGGUUCCUGGGCCAACAAUGACAUAUACAGAUCUGAUUCUCCACAUUUUAACGUAUCCAUCCACACAACUGUAAGUACUUCAAGUUGAUCAAGUACUUGAUAGGAUUGCCAUGUCACGGUUCCUGUCGCUAUCUAUCGCGUAGACACACUUUAUAACAUGCAUAAUGACA
Messenger RNA from Suillus subalutaceus, 1189 nucleotides. RefSeq lists its product as uncharacterized. Gene Ontology annotation, cellular component: cytoplasm. The transcript is spliced from 7 exons. The record is from RefSeq and is a predicted model, not a curated record. Bases 75 to 983 code for a protein of 302 amino acids. Gene Ontology annotation, molecular function: magnesium ion binding; ATP phosphoribosyltransferase activity. Gene Ontology annotation, biological process: L-histidine biosynthetic process. Lineage: Eukaryota; Fungi; Basidiomycota; Agaricomycetes; Boletales; Suillaceae.